CGGCGCAAGUGGGUGGAGUGCCUGUGCCUGCCCGGCUGGCACGGGCCCAGCUGCGGGGUGCCCACCGUGGUGCAGCACUCGAACCUGCCCACCAAGGAGCGGCUGGUGCCCCGCGAGGUGCCGCGGCGCGUCAUCAACGCCAUCAACCUCAACCACGAGUUCGACCUGCUGGACGUGCGCUUCCACGAGCUGGGCGACGUGGUGGACGCGUUCGUGGUGUGCGAGUCGAACUUCACGGCCUACGGCGAGCCGCGGCCGCUCAAGUUCCGCGAGAUGCUGACCAACGGCACCUUCGAGUACAUCCGCCACAAGGUGCUCUACGUCUUCCUGGACCACUUCCCGCCGGGCGGCCGGCAGGACGGCUGGAUCGCCGACGACUACCUGCGCACCUUCCUGACCCAGGACGGCGUGUCGCGGCUGCGCAACCUGCGGCCCGACGACGUCUUCAUCAUCGACGACGCCGACGAGAUCCCGGCCCGCGACGGCGUCCUCUUCCUCAAGCUCUACGACGGCUGGACGGAGCCCUUCGCCUUCCACAUGCGCAAGUCGCUCUACGGCUUCUUCUGGAAGCAGCCGGGCACGCUGGAGGUGGUGUCCGGCUGCACGGUGGACAUGCUGCGCGCCGUCUACGCGCUGGACGGCAUCCGCCUGCGCCGCCGCCAGUACUACACCCUGCCCGCCUUCCGCCAGUACGAGAACCGCACGGGCCACAUCCUGGUGCAGUGGUCGCUGGGCAGCCCGCUGCACUUCGCCGGCUGGCACUGCUCCUGGUGCUUCACCCCCGAGGGCAUCCACUUCAAGCUCGUGUCCGCGCAGAACGGCGACUUCCCGCGCUGGGGCGACUACGAGGACAAGCGGGACCUCAACUACAUCCGCGGCCUCAUCCGCACGGGCGGCUGGUUCGACGGCACGCAGCAGGAGUACCCGCCCGCCGACCCCGCCGAGCACAUGUACGCCCCCAAGUACCUGCUCAAGAACUACGACCGCUUCCGCUACCUGCUGGAGAACCCCUACCUGGGGCCCAAGAGUACGGCGGCCGGCGGCCGGCGGAGCCAGGAUGCCCAGGGCAGGCCGCCGGCCGGGGGCCAGGUGGGCGCCGUGCAAGGCUAGGGGUGCACGGGCUCAACCCGGGCCCGCGGCGUCGGGGCGGCGGCUGCGGGGGAACCAUCGCCCGGCCACCUCCUGCCCCGCUAGGGCAGCUCCUUCGGAGACCAGGAGGGGGUGAAGCGGGGUGGGGCUCUUGACUUUUGGAGCUGUCCAAGAUCAAGGCUCAGGCCUUGCGGGGAACCAACCUGCUUCCUGGUCAGGAGCUCUGUGCCCACAGAGUGCAUGAUGGGUCCUGAGGAGAUGGGUGGGGAGGGGGGUGUCCCAGGGGAGGGGAUGUCUGGAGCUCUGGACACAGAUGGUUUGGGGGUCUCAAAGGAAGAGGAGGUGUGAACAGCAUCCAGCUGGGAGGAGGAGCUGGUGGGGCCUCCGCCGUGGGCUCAGACUUGGGGCCGGACACAGGCCUGACCCUGACUUUCCUACAGUGCUUCAGGGGGCUAGUCACUCCAGGCUUGCAGGCUAGGAAGAGGAGGCGGGGCCUGGAAGCUGGGAGAGGUGGGGACUGACCCCAGGCCUCUGAUCACUCACCCUCUCCCAUCUCAGAUGGGAUCACCCGAGAGUCCCUUCCUUGGGGCCGCUUCAGGGUCAGCAAGGGACAACGAGGCUGCCCAGGGCCCAAGAAGGGACCUUGGGGCCAGUUGCAUGUCAUCCCAUCCCUCUGGGUGCGUCCUAAAAGGGAGCAUAGUUGUUGGGCUAGAGUUUCAGCUGCUGAAAUGAAGGGACCCCACAAUGCAGUGGCUUCACGGGACCCAGGCGGUGUCCAGAAGGGAAGAGGGUCCACAGCGGAUAGGGCAGCCUGGCCCGUUUCGUCCACGCACAUCUUCCUAUUCAGCACGCCAGAGGAGGCGGCUGCAGCUCCUCUGGUCAUCACAGGGGCCUCCCUGCCAGAAGGACACAGAGGAAGGCCAGGGAGUCUCCCCUCAUUCCUCUAGAGCAGAACUGACAAAGUUACUGUGAUUACAUCUCAUUGGCCAAGGCUUGGUCACAUGGCCAUCUGCCAGGGAAGCCAGGAAAUGUAGUCUUAAGCUGGGCUGCCCUGUCCCCAGCCUCAAUUGGGCAGUUCUCAUAUUCAAGGCCGGAGGAGAGGAUGGGACGGAUUUGGGGGCCAAGUGGCAUGUUUGGCACGAAGUUGGGAGGCGGAGAGAGGCCGGAAGUGACUGCUCCGGUCCCGAGAGCUGGGAGUUGCCCGGGUUGGGUGAUGGCCCCACUCCCUGGGGCUCCUCAGACAGGUGCCUAGUGAGGCCAGUAGGUGCCAUCUGCCUGUGGACCGGUCCGUGUUGGUGUGUGCGUGUAUAUUUAUGGGCAUGGGUGCAUGUGGGUAUGUAUUUGUACAUGUCUGUAUCGACGUGUCCCUGUAAAUAGGUGCUUGUGUGUGAAUGUGGGCCUGGGGCCCAGGCGUCCCCUUCCCCAGGGCCCCAAGUCUGUGGUCCCUCCUGCAACCCUCCCCACAAGGUGGCUGAGGCUGGAAGCAAGUCGAAAGAAGGGGGUGGGGGGGCCGGUUGUCUGUCCGUCGGUCAGUCAGUCUUUCAGUGGAAGGAGCACUGCCUCCCAGCCCAGCCCUCAGUCACCUGCAGACUGUGGGCUUCCUGGGAAAGUGCCCAGCUGUGCCAGGCAAGCCCUUUAGUGAGAGCAGCAGAGACAGAGUGUGCCCAGAAAGAACUCACUGCCCUCUGCAGGAGCUGACCCGCCCACUGCCUUGGAGGAGGAGGGAGGGGCAGCCUGGGGGCACUCUGGAGCCCCUCCCAGCAGCCCCAUUUUCUUUCCAUCCUUGAACCUGAGGUGGCUUCAGACGUCAGAGUGCCCCCGUGACUGUGUCAGCCCAGCCUGGUCCACCCAUGCGCCCCGCCAUCGCCCUGUUACCCCCUCUCGCAAGGAGUCCCUAGCCUGGAGGUCAGGAGCCCAAGAAGGGUUGAAGUGGAGGACAGCUGUCAGGGGUAGGGCUUGGGUGCUGGGGUUUCACACACAAUCAUGUCUACCCUGGGGACUGGGAUGACAGGAGAGUCGGGGCGCUGUCCCGCUGCACCCCCAGCGUGAAGGGGAAUCGUGCGGUGAAGGUAUCCGGUGGGGCACCUAUAGCCAAGUCCAGGUUUCCUCCCCAAGGACCUGGCUGCGGUUGCCAGAGACGACGGGCAGGGGAGAGCCCCGGGGGCAACGGCCAUGGUCAAGGAGAGAGGCAGGCCUUGUGCACCCAGAGGCAGGGCCCCGGAGAGGUGUAAUUUAAGGACAUCAAUAAUAGUAAUAUUUUUUUUGUAAGGAAAAAAAUCAAAAUGUACAUUCUGAAAUCAUUUUCUCUGUAAAUGGUUGGAUUUCAUUUCACCCUUAAAGGGAUGCUUAAAGGAGAAGAUACUAUUAAUAAUAAAACAACUACAAAGCCUGA
Echinops telfairi (small Madagascar hedgehog) is the source of this 3481-nucleotide messenger RNA. It is a transcript of the gene MGAT3, whose product is annotated as beta-1,4-mannosyl-glycoprotein 4-beta-N-acetylglucosaminyltransferase. The transcript has a single exon. Gene Ontology annotation, molecular function: beta-1,4-mannosylglycoprotein 4-beta-N-acetylglucosaminyltransferase activity. The record is from RefSeq and is a predicted model, not a curated record. The annotation marks the transcript as partial. Lineage: Eukaryota; Metazoa; Chordata; Mammalia; Afrosoricida; Tenrecidae. Gene Ontology annotation, biological process: N-acetylglucosamine metabolic process; protein N-linked glycosylation. Gene Ontology annotation, cellular component: membrane.